This is a messenger RNA of Paramormyrops kingsleyae, 1940 nucleotides long. RefSeq names its product prostaglandin D2 receptor 2. NCBI's taxonomy places the organism in Eukaryota, Metazoa, Chordata, Actinopteri, Osteoglossiformes, Mormyridae. The record is from RefSeq and is a predicted model, not a curated record. Gene Ontology annotation, biological process: phospholipase C-activating G protein-coupled receptor signaling pathway; inflammatory response; complement receptor mediated signaling pathway. Gene Ontology annotation, molecular function: complement receptor activity; G protein-coupled receptor activity. Gene Ontology annotation, cellular component: plasma membrane.
GCACCGGUUUCGCAAUGUACCGCGGAGCACACGCCCAUUGAGCAGUCCUUGCACACAUCGCGAUCGGAUACUCGGAGGGCAGAACCCUGUGUAGCUCUGGCAGAACUUUUCUGUUGUGGAACGGCAUUUUUCAAAGGUUAAAAGCUGAAGUGCCAGCAGUGCCAAGGGUAUUAUAGAAGCAAAAAAUGUCAGACACAUAUUGUCCACUCAUCCAAGAUAUGGUGAAGUCCAAUGAAACAGUGAAGCAGGUUAAUAUGGUUACAGUGAGUAUCCAUGGCCUGGUCUCAGCCUUCGGAAUUUUUGAGAACCUUCUCAUUCUAUGGGUCAUUGGCUUCCAUGUUCCAUAUUCAGUCCUUAGCAUCUGGAUCCUCAACUUGGCUGUGUCUGACCUGCUUGCCACUGCCUCCCUGCCCAUCUUCACCUACUACUUAGCCCAGGGCAGCACCUGGAAUAUGGGACCCAUCUUCUGCAAAAUCCAUUCUGCCAUCUUCUUCCUGAAUAUGUUUGUCAGCGGCUUUCUGCUGGCCACCAUCAGUCUGGACCGCUGCCUGGUGUGUCUGCGACCUGUCUGGGCUCAGAAUUUCCGGGAUGUGCGGAUGGCAGUGGUGGUGUGCAUUAGCCUCUGGAUCUUGGCAUUCCUCAACACUGUGCCCUAUUACCUGUUCCGAGGUACCAUUAAGCGGCAGGAUGACCGAAUCAUGUGUUAUUACAACUUCAUGCAGUUCGCAAGGGAAGGAAAUUCCACGGAGGAUUGUGGAAUCUGGCAGGAUGCCACAGCCAGCAGCAAAUUCAUCAUUGCCUUCCUGCUUCCUUUGGUGGCCAUUGUGGGGAGUUAUGUGACUGUCAGUUCCAGUAUCACUCGGCGUGGCCGGCGCCGGACCUACCGCUUCUUCCGCCUAGUGGUGGCAGUAGUGGUGAGCUUCGUGCUCUGCUGGGCACCCUACCACCUUUUCUGCCUGUUGGAGGCAAUAGCACAUUACCGGCCUGAGCUGCGGCAAUUCGUGGCCCGGGGGAUGCCCGUGGCGGCCAGCCUAGCCUUCAUCAACAGCGUGCUCAAUCCCGUGCUCUAUGUGUUCAGCUGCCCCGACUUCAUGGCCAAGAUCCGGCAGUCUCUGAGCAAGGUGAUGGAAUCCGUGCUGGUGGAGGACCUGGAUGACGUGUGUCGCCGGCGUAGCACCACCCGCUCCUCUGUCAGCGAGCUCCUGCAGCGAGGACAACGGUUAUGCUCAGCCCCCAGCCACAACAACAGCGUUGGGCAAGAUGAGGAUCCCUCUGUUUUCUAACGCAGUGUUUCCCGACCCAGUGCUCAAGGACCCCCAGAUAGUCCAGAUUUUUGCUCCCUUUCAGACAGUCCACAUUUUUGCUCUCUCCCAGCUCCCAGUAAGCAAAAGCAUGGACUGUAUGGUGGAACCAGUUUAGGAAAGACUGUUAUCAGGGUUUGCCACCCAUUAAUGGACUGACUGGUCUAGGAAGACACCUGUGCUGAUGCUGUGAUGUUCUCCUCUUCACUUUGCUUAGGCCUUACCUGUUUGACACUUGCCUUGCCUCUAUGCCUGUUUACAUACAGUUCCUCUGUGAUGAUCAUGCUAGUGCCUCCAUGGUUGUGCUGAAGGAGUCCAGUGUGAUAGCAAUUGAAGUAAUAGUAUUUUAAAAGAUUAUAGUAUUAUGCAGUUUGCGUUCCAUGUGUAGGUUUCCGUGCUGUGCUCUGUGCGUCUGUCAACUACUUGUAGAAGAAUAAUCAAAUAAAAAAGCCAAGUAAUCUUUUCAGGUGCACAACCAAGGUGAACUACAUCACACUUUUGUACUGCAACUUCGUGUGAUAUGUUUGUUAAUGUGUCUAGUACUUUCCCAAAUGGUUUUUACACAUUGAUUUUAUACAUCUUAUGAAUAUACUGUAUUUACAACUAGUAUAAAAUUAAAUAUAAAAGGGAUACCCUAAA